Messenger RNA from Puccinia triticina, 3135 nucleotides. RefSeq lists its product as uncharacterized. Bases 1 to 3135 code for a protein of 1044 amino acids. The transcript has 11 exons. The record is from RefSeq and is a predicted model, not a curated record. Lineage: Eukaryota; Fungi; Basidiomycota; Pucciniomycetes; Pucciniales; Pucciniaceae.
AUGGAUAACUUUGGAUACAUGUCUCAAUGUCCAUCCUUGCUUCGCCUAGACAAUGGAUUCCAACCAAUAGAAUCCUCUUACCUCGAAUAUAACGUGUCCAAUCAAUUUGAACUGAAUCCGAAUCAGCCAAAAAAUUUGUCCCAAUACUAUCACGACUCGUACCAGCAAUCAAACCCUCACCCGAACCUACACUAUGGAAGUCUCAGCGAUCUCAGUCAGAUAAACCCCCAAAGCAACUUCGGAAUGCAAUCAUAUUCAGCCCAUGAUCCGAAGCAGCUAGCCCCUUUUCCGCCACCAGGACCGGCUCCAUUAACUCAGGACUGCUCGCCUGUGCAUCAGAAUGGCCAACCUGAUUUACCCGUUCAGCGUCCUCCAACCACCUCAAACACCGCAGACCCUCUAACGCGCUCCACCUCAACAUACAACUUUAACAGCGACCACAACAAAGAUACAACAUCUCGGCCGAACCCUGAACUCUCCAAACCAAAGCCUCCUCCGCGUGCAAAGACUGCAGCCAGCCUGUUUGAGAAAGCCAAUCACAUGGAACUCGACCAGCUCAUCAAACUUGUUUCUCAAAAUGCUAAAUACUCUUGUCUCACAAGUGAAAAUGAGCUUGAGCUUAACUCCGCUUACAGGGAGUAUCAGCGGCAGCUUUAUCUGAUAGCAUACAAGAACAAGCUUGAAAUUGCGCCAUGUUUAAAGUACGUUGGGUUAGGUGCAAAUCCCAAAGGUUCAACCAACUACAACACUUUCUGCAAGUACGAUCCGGUUGCUAGCAAGGCUUUCAACGACCCAAACAUGCAUCCCGACAAUCGCAAGCGUGAAUGUGGUAGGCUUUGGAAGCUCCUAGAUCCUGCUGCUCAGGAGAAGUGGAAAGAUCCCAACUAUGUGGAAUCCUUUUUGGAUGUACCUGACCCGGAUAAUGACAUUGAUCAGAACGAAAAUAAAAACAACUCCAUGUCCUUACUCAAGAAGCAAAAAUCACCAACCUUUGAUUCUGAUCGCUGGGCUCGCAAGGUUGUUACAGAUCUGAGAAAUCUCAGCCAAAGGUUUGGUACCAAAGGCUUUCUGGUUGUUGGAUCACGAGGCAAAGAUGCCACUCUGAAGUUCAGCGGAGGCAGUCAUCUCGGCGAAUUUUUCCUGGAUAUGUACUCGACCAAAGACGAUCCAGUUUUAAACUUUGUUGAUUUUCUCAGAGGCCAACACGUCAUCAAGAAGAUCACCGGCAAAGAAUCUACACCAGUCGUAACAAAGAAGAGACCCCGCACACAGAACAAGCCCCGUCAAAUUUUCACAAAACACAACAAAGGAGAAAAAGAAGCCAACAUUGAAUUCAUCCGAGCCAAACUCAAUUCUGCUAUCGAAAAGGCAACGCAUGGUCAAUGGAUCAAAGGAUGGCCUGGUACUCGCACUCAAUGGCGACUUUCAAAACUCAAAGUCAGUUUGCAGGUGAAGGACAACAAUUGCGGUGUUACCCCCCAGCACUUCUGUAAGCGACCGGGGGACAUGGGAGAUAAACACGCCCAACUUGUUGUUGAAGCGUUAGAGGAAGAUUGGGUCCAGCUCAUUGGCCCACCCGCCCCCAAAAUUAACACUCUAGGAUUCAAUGUUGAUGGUCAAACUCUCGAGGGUGACACUUCACCAACCAUAGUUUCUGUAGCUCCCUCGCCCAUCCGGAUCCUCCUCGCCGUGUCUGUCAGAUUACCUUGCCGUCUUUUCGCUUUCUCGGCUUCUCUGCCGCUGGCUUCAUCGGUCUCAACUAACUGGCACAGCCCUCGGCUCGAUCAACAUCGCUUGUCUGCAAUUUCCCCGGGCUUCAUCAGUAUCGUUGAAUUUUCCGCCUCGGUCACCAAUAUUCUUGACACCUCUCGCAACUUACUCAUCCAGUCAGCUUCAGGUACUCAGCUUCGAAACCGACGCUCGCAGAAUGCCGCCCUGAACGCAAGCGCAUGGUCUCGACUACGCAGGAGAGAAAUAAUUGCUUCACAAGAAGCAGAGAGGAUUGAAAACUCAGAAACAAUGCAGAUUCCUUACGAUCCAAACGACGAGUCUCAGCGGCAGGAUGAAGAUCCCGAGUCCGAAGAUGAGGAAGAAGAUACUACUUCGAGAUGGAAGUUCAAAUUAGCAUCGAUUCGACGCAGGGAGAUCCGCAAAGAGCUAGAGAAGAUCUUAUUGCUCGACAAUCCUUUCAAGGCAGGCCGCAAGUAUACAGUAUCAUAUUUCAGGAAGCAAUGGAAACAUCAGCGAACGUUUCGAGCCGAUCACACAGAUGAAGAGCAGGAGCGAAGGGACAAAGAGCGCCUGACGGAUCUGGACCUUGAUCUUUUAUCGGAUGCGGAGGUCAAGAAGAUUUCUGAUAAGAUCAAAAAGGUGUCCAGGAAACUCAACAAAGAUGCUGCGGAAGCUGAGGCAUUGGGUGAUGAGCAGCGGCUGCUCCUGCUGUUGUGGAAUUCGAAAAAUGAAUUAUACACCCAAGCUGUCCAACUCCGAGCAGAACGCCAACCCUUAUUGGAUGCGAAAAAACUUGGGACUUGUGUGGGGACUGAGCUCAAAGAAAAAAUCCUCAAAGCAAUGGGGAAUCGCCGCCCAGCAGUCAAACAAUUACUCGACAAGUAUAACAAACUAGUCCAAGAGGAGUUUGAACUCAUUUCUCAAGAGUUAGCGAGGGCAGUAGGUUGGGCAAUCAGUUACUAUACUCAUGUGGAAAAUGUAAUAACAGAAAUGGGUGAACGUAUCACUCUACUCGGAAACCAACCUGAAAAUGUAGAUGUGGAUCGCUUUGACCGCUUAGUUCUUCACGGCUUGGAUCAAAGAGAUCGACUCCGAGUAAUUCGCAAAGAGCUACGUUGUCGACAGACUCUUCACGCAGCCUUGGUCGAAGAGUGGCAUUCGCAUGUCCCAUGGCUUGCAAAUCAUUGUCAGCCAAGUGAGUACCGCACAUCAAUGCUCCGCAAUUGGGACAACACGCGGACAAAAAUGGGCUUAGCAGAAUAUGCAAGCUCAUCAAACCUGCCUGAAGUAGAUGUUGAAUUGGAGAAGGCGAUACUCGAAGUGGGAGCGGACGAUGGGGAGGAUGCUGAAGAAGAUAUGUUUUUUAAUACCGAUGCGGAGGAUGACGUCACUGAUGAUGAUUAG